This is a messenger RNA of Vicia villosa (hairy vetch), 828 nucleotides long. Its product is annotated as probable CCR4-associated factor 1 homolog 11. Lineage: Eukaryota; Viridiplantae; Streptophyta; Magnoliopsida; Fabales; Fabaceae. Gene Ontology annotation, molecular function: nucleic acid binding; poly(A)-specific ribonuclease activity. The record is from RefSeq and is a predicted model, not a curated record. The annotation marks the transcript as partial. Gene Ontology annotation, cellular component: CCR4-NOT complex; CCR4-NOT core complex; P-body. The transcript has a single exon.
UUCAACAAACACAACAUGAGCAACUCGAAAGAAGUUAUAAUACGCGAGGUGUGGGCAUUCAAUGUCGAUUAUGAAUUUAGUCUCAUUCGCCAAACAAUCCGUCAACACCAUUUCAUCUCAAUGGAUACGGAAUUCCCGGGCGUUAUUCAUUCGUCUAAAAUCGACCGACGUUGUCUCCAAGCCUGUGAUCACUAUCGUUAUUUGAAAGCGAAUGUUGACGAGCUUAAGCUCAUUCAAGUGGGUCUUACCCUCUCAGAUGGAAAGGGAAAUCUUCCUGACUUUGGAAGUAACAAGAGCUACAUAUGGGAAUUUAACUUCUGCGACUUUGAUGUUAAUCGUGAUCCCUGCAACGAAGACUCCAUUGAUAUGCUUCGCCGUCAAGGGAUUAACUUUGAGCGCAAUUUAUAUCACGGUGUGGAUUCAAGGCGUUUCGCUCAUCUGAUGUUCUCCUCUAUACUUGUUUUCAACAAAUCAAUCACUUGGGUCACGUUUAGUAGUGCUUAUGAUUUCGGAUAUCUGGUGAAGAUAUUGACCCGAAUGAAUUUACCCAACAAGUUAGAGGAUUUUCUAAGUAUUGUAGAGGUAUUGUUUGGAAAAAGUGUUUAUGAUAUGAAACACAUGAUGAAGUUCUGCAACUCUCUCUAUGGUGGUCUCGAGCGAGUGGCUACGACCCUUAAUGUGGGUCGGGCGGUUGGAAAGUCUCACCAAGCUGCAUCGGAUAGUCUGUUGACGUGGCAUGCAUUCAACAAAAUGAUGAAGACUUAUUUCAAAAAUGAUGAAGCUCCCAAGCAUGCAGGAGUGUUGUUUGGAUUAGAAACUGCAGCUUAG